Alosa sapidissima (American shad) is the source of this 4612-nucleotide messenger RNA. RefSeq names its product gastrula zinc finger protein XlCGF26.1-like. Gene Ontology annotation, molecular function: DNA-binding transcription factor activity; RNA polymerase II cis-regulatory region sequence-specific DNA binding. The record is from RefSeq and is a predicted model, not a curated record. The coding region runs from base 2207 to 3757 and encodes 516 amino acids. NCBI's taxonomy places the organism in Eukaryota, Metazoa, Chordata, Actinopteri, Clupeiformes, Clupeidae. Gene Ontology annotation, biological process: regulation of transcription by RNA polymerase II. The transcript has 3 exons.
UUAUUUUUAAAGGCCAGUUAUUUCAUGGAUCUAGGAGCAAUACAUGCAUUCAAACUUUCUUUAUAGGUCAGGUCAGCACUUUCUCCCUAAAGUUACAUGGGUGAGAUAACCUAUUUUGCAAAAAUAAGUGAACUGCAUUUUAAGGGUCAUAGCGCUCAGGCGGUUUCUUCUCUCUGGCUGAGCGACGUAGACUUUGAGAUGCUGCAUGUAAUUAAAUGUAUUACCAUCACAUACAAAAAACUCAGGAUAUAAUCUAAUGAAAUAUGAUUUUCAAACCCUCACCCCCAUUGGGCUGUACCAUUUCUCUGGUACGUUCAGACUGUGUGUUCUUUGCUAUGAUAUAAUACUGACGAAUUAAAACAAAUGCAUAGUGUAGGCUGCAAAAGCCUGAUAUGACAAGCGGUGGCCAACUGGCCAUACAUUUGUCUAAUAUUUCACUGCCUUUGUAACAUAGUGAUAGCCAACCUUAGAAAAACAUUGAGUAGCAAGAUCGCUAUGGUUUAACCGGAGGUCUCCCUUCCACUCAGCGGCCACGACCAUCGCUGCUGCUUAGCUUAAAAAUCAGGCCUACAAUCACACCCCAUAGGAGGAGUUCCAUAGAUAUACUGACACGGGGAGAGGUUUCAUGAGGCGAUUUAUCAUUUUGUGCAAUUUCACUCUUAAUGUUUUAACAAGAGGGAAUCUGCACUAAUAUUCAGGGAAUUUCACAUGAAGAUGGUUCUCAACCUUUUUUAAGCAAAUGCCCAUACACCCAUAAUUGCAACUUUACCUGCAGUUUGUUUGAAACGCUAGGUGAACAUAUAAUAAUCAAUUGGACCUGAAAUGUCUUUCUUUGUUGCCAUUAUUAGAGAUCAGCCUUUCUUAAAAGCGUAUUGCUGCACAAACGUUUUGUGAUAGAACACCAGGCGCACAAUCCAUAGGCUACAUUAUAUUAAAUGUCUAGGCUAAAUAACGUGAAUAUAUUUGUUUUCCAACCGUGAACAAGUGAUUUUUUUAUUUGCUUGACGUUUGGUAGGCUAUCCAAGAAAAAAGAAUCAAAUGAACCAAAGGCAAGCCUUGUAUUAGGCUAGGAACUUGGCUAUUAAACGGGAGACUUUCUGUGGCCCAUCUGUAAACAAUUCUGGGUCUUAAAUGUAAGUAGUAUGUUUGCCAUUUCCGUGCUAUUGGUCUAUGCAUAUGUUUGCAUUGCACUGCUAUACCAAAAAAUAUUUUUUGACCGUGGCGCGCAAUUUUACGCACGGGGCGCACCUUGAAACAGUGUUUACCCAAAUUCAACCCUUCCCAUAACGUGCAAGGUAUAUUGUGCUUGCUAGUAUGUAGUUUCUUUUAACUUGUCGACCAGCCAGCCACGGUCAUAUGACCUAUAUUUCGAAGGUAAUUUGACUGUGAACCACAAGUGUGAAAUCAUGUGUAAGCCUAUAUAAAAUGGAGAGUGACAUCACCAGUCGAAAUAGCUGUACCCCCGAAGCCCACGGUAUAAUUCGAACACUGCUCGUCACUGUCCAUGUGCACAGGAUCAGCAUCCGCUGACAUGUUGUCCUGGAUCACACAGGGUUGGGCUGAUUUGUCAGUGGUUGCACAGUCAAUAUUCAGAUCCAGUUCGUCGGCUGUGACAUGAGAUCUCAACUGAUCCCCAUGUCUCCUGUACAGCCACACAAUUUGAAUUAAGGCAGAAAUAAAAUAAUGUUUUUUACGGUUGGCUACUUUUCCCAUUUGUCUUAUGUUAUUUUUGUCAACAUUUACUUUUUACAGCUGUUAACACAAAUGGUUAUUUUCCCUCAUUAUGAAUUGAAAAACUAAUGAGUUAUUAGUUCCGAGUUUUACUUUGAUUCCGAGUUUUAUUUUGAAGGAUUAUCGAAUGGCGGCCGGAAUUGUGAUUGUUGUCGCUGAGUCCACGCAGUCAAAGCCGCAGGCACAGACAGGAAAAUUGUAUGCAAUCCAGCUCGGGACAACAAUCGUAGCCUAGAUGUUGGUAUAAGACAUAUAUUGCAGGGAUAAACACUGUUUAAAUCAGAUACAAACACCAAAUCAGCCGAUCUAAGUUGACGGAGCAGCGAACUUGUCGGAGAAGGGUAGCUUGGGCCGCCGCUCUCACCACGCAGCACUCCAAAGCAAUUCAGCUUUGGGUAGGCUAGCGACAUUGCCAGCAGCGGCACUGAAGGCAAUUUUACACUUUGUACGGGAUCAUCUUUGUUCUGCUAGCAACAUGGAUCUCGGACCUCCAUUUAGUUCUGGCUGUGCAGAAACGCAGCAGGUUGAUCUGAGAGUGAUGGUGAAAGAAGAAGAGAUAAAGAACGAGGAAUGUGGUCAUGUGAUUUCAUGCACAGAUGAAGAUGAAAAGCCCUUUGCACAUCCUCGCUGUAGCGCUGAAGCAGACGACGCAGAGUCCAGCGUUACUGACGAUGAAACACAACAGACAACCGCGGAGAUCGAAGUGAAGAUAGAAGAAGAGGAACAACAUGAACAUCUGCUGGAAAGUGUAUCUGAACAUCCACAUAUAACGCAACAGAAGAUCCAUGGACAGAAUGAUGAAAUCAACCUGCAACUCAAAGGAAGGCCGCACCACUGCACAGUCUGCAGGAAGAGUUUCACGACCCUCACUAAACUCAAGAAACACCAGAAGACGCAUUCUAUUCACAACAGGCGACAUAAAUGUAUUUAUUGUGGAAAAGCCUUUUCACAAAUUUCAACUCUUAAAAUCCAUUUACUAAGACACACUGGAGAGAGACAUCAUGGAUGUGACCAAUGUGGAAAAGCUUUUACCCACCUUUCAUAUCUUAAAGCCCACAUGCUCAUACAUACUAAAGUGAAGCCUCAUAAAUGUAUCCAGUGUGGAAAAGCUUUUACCCAAAGUUCAACUCUCAAAAGCCAUUUACUAAUACACACUGGAGAGAAACAUCAUGAAUGUGUCCAGUGUGGAAAAGCUUUUACCCACAACUCAACUCUUAAAAAACACAUGUUCAUGCACACUGGAGACAAGCCUCAUAAAUGUGCCCAGUGUGGAAAAGCUUUUGCACGAAGUUCAAAUCUUAAAAGCCACAUGCUAAUACAUACUGGUGAGAAGCCUUAUAAAUGUGACCAGUGUGAAAAAGCUUUUUCACAUAGUUCAUGUCUUAAACGCCAUAUGCUAAUUCACACUGGAGGGAAACCUCAUCAAUGUGUCCAAUGUGGAAAAACCUUUACACAACACACAACUCUUAAAAACCACAUGCUCAUGCACACGGGAGAGAAGUCUCAUAAAUGUGCCGAGUGUGGAAAAGCUUUUCCACGAAAAUCAACUCUUAAAAGCCACAUACACUUACAUAUGGGAGAGAAGCGUCAUAAAUGUGUCCAGUGUGGAAAAGCUUUUUCAGAAAGUUCAGCUCUUAAAACCCAUAUACUAAUACACACGGGAGAGAAACAUUAUAAAUGUGUCCCGUGUGGAAAAGCUUUUAGACACCUUUCAACUCUUAAAACCCACAUGCUCAUACAUACUGGAGAGAAGCCUCAUAAAUGCGUCCAAUGUGGAAAAGCUUUUUCACAAAGUUCAGGUCUUAAAAGCCAUUUACGAAUACACACUGGAGAGAAGCCUCAUGAAUGUGCCCAGUGUGGAACAACUUUUACACACCUCUCAACUCUUAAAAACCACAUGCUCAUGCACACUGGAGAGAAGCCUCAUAAAUGUGCCCAGUGCGGAAAGGCUUUUACACUAAGUUUCAAUCUUAAUAAGCACAUGCGAAGACACUCUGAAGAGAAGUCUCAUGAAUGUUCUCAGUGAGUCAAGUUGUCACAAGCAACUUCUAAAACCAGAAAUUCAAGGUCUCAGUAGCAUACAGACAUCACACACAACAUUAAAUAACAGCAGAAAAAGUAAUUAAAAGUAUAUAAUAUAAAAAACACAACAAGCAAUAAGGACAGUAGAAGAUGCAACUCCUAAAACCAGUACGCUGUUACACACUGGAAGUAAACCUCCUAAAUGUCCCUUGUCUGAAAAGGUUGUUCAACGAGUUUCAGGACCCUGACAGAACUUGAGAAACAUCAGAAGACACACUCUGGCUGUGUCUUAAAUGAUACAAAUCUCAGCUUCUAAGAUAGUGUUCGAUGGCAGCAAGGCAUCAUGAUGUGCGACCUGUCCGAAUCUCAUAUUCAUAAGUCCACACUAGUCUAAAUUAGUUUUGAUAUGAAUUUGUGGAACAAAUCCGAUCCGCGUGCACAAACACCGUAGCAGUUUUGCGCCGUUUCCCACAGAUUUUGAUUUAAUUUGUGGUAGUAGUUGACUUGGACAAUGGGGGAAAAACGCAAAUCUCACGACCAUCAACCCCUUGUCAAGACCCGUAUGUUACUGUUGCUAGGCCAGAUGAACACUGGCCAUGCAGCAUUAAAACUCGUAAUUCUUAUUCUUGAAAAUCAUGACAAACGUACAGUCACCAAGUAUGGGUACGAGAGAAGAAUUAAUCACCAGAUCAAAUCUGCAAACUACUACUCCGGGAGGCGUUACAGGUCUCUCCUCACCCGAAACAGCAGGUUUAGAGGCAGGGCCGCAGUGGGGCCACUUUUCAGCCCGGGAGUUUCAGGUCCAAGACCAGCCCACUUUUUUUUAGUGCUGGUGGAAAUUGGAUAAAUAAAACAACAG